Molecule: messenger RNA, 1187 nt
Organism: Elephantulus edwardii (Cape elephant shrew)
Lineage: Eukaryota; Metazoa; Chordata; Mammalia; Macroscelidea; Macroscelididae
Gene: GRPR
Product: gastrin-releasing peptide receptor
Exons: 3
Coding region: 4-1158 (384 amino acids)
Biological process (GO): G protein-coupled receptor signaling pathway
Cellular component (GO): membrane
Molecular function (GO): G protein-coupled peptide receptor activity
Source: RefSeq, a predicted model, not a curated record
GAGAUGGCUCUCAAUGACUGCUACCCCCUGAACUUGGCAGUGGAGCAGCCAGUGCACUGCAACGUCUCCAAUCACAGCGUGGACCUCCGCGCGCCCGACGGCUGGCUCCACCCGGGCAUCCUCUAUGUCAUCCCUGUGCUCUACGGCGUGAUCAUCCUCAUCGGCCUCGUCGGCAACAUCACCCUGAUCAAGAUCUUCUGCACUGUCAAGUCCAUGCGCAGUGUGCCAAACCUGUUCAUCUCCAGCCUGGCCCUGGGCGACCUGAUGCUCCUGGUAACGUGCGUGCCCGUGGACGCCAGCAGGUACCUGGCCGACAGGUGGCUGUUUGGCAGGGUUGGCUGCAAGCUGAUCCCCUUCAUACAGCUCACCUCGGUCGGGGUGUCUGUGUUCACGCUCACGGCGCUCUCGGCAGACAGGUACAAAGCCAUUGUCAGGCCAAUGGAUACGCAGGCUUCUCACCCCCUGAUGAAGAUCUGCCUCAAAGCCACCUUCAUCUGGGUCAUCUCCAUGCUGCUGGCCAUCCCGGAGGCUGUGUUUUCUGACCUGCAUCCCUUCUACGAAGCAAGCACCAACCAGACCUUCAUUAGCUGUGCCCCGUACCCACACUCCAAUGAGCUGCACCCCAAAAUCCACUCCAUGGCGUCCUUCCUGGUCUUCUACAUCAUCCCGCUGUCCAUCAUCUCGGUCUACUACUACUUCAUCGCCAAAAAUCUGAUCCAGAGUGCUUACAAUCUGCCCAUGGAAGGGAACAUCCAGAUCAAGAAGCAGAUCGAAUCCCGGAAGCGACUCGCCAAGACAGUGCUGGUGUUUGUGGCCCUCUUUGCCUUCUGCUGGCUCCCCAACCACGUCAUCUACCUGUACCGCUCCUACCACUACUCGCAGGUGGACACCUCCAUGCUCCACUUCAUCACCAGCAUCUGCGCGCGCCUCCUGGCUUUCACCAACUCCUGUGUGAACCCCUUCGCCCUCUACCUGCUGAGCAAGAGCUUCCGGAAGCAGUUCAACAGCCAGCUCCCAUGCUGCCGGCCUGGCCUGCUGUCGCGCUCCCACAGCACUGGCAGGAGCACCACAUGCAUGACCUCCCUCAAGGCCACCAACCCUUCCGUGGCCACCUUCAGCCUCAUCAACGGGAACAUCCGCCAUGAGGGGUAUGUCUAGACUGGCCCACAGGGGGCCCUGGUUUUGCU